Cajanus cajan (pigeon pea) is the source of this 1100-nucleotide messenger RNA. RefSeq lists its product as uncharacterized. NCBI's taxonomy places the organism in Eukaryota, Viridiplantae, Streptophyta, Magnoliopsida, Fabales, Fabaceae. The record is from RefSeq and is a predicted model, not a curated record.
AAUUUUAUGUUGUUUGUUUGAUUCUCUGUUUCUUUUUUCCUAAAUGGGUAUUCCAUAUUUUCUUCUGAUGCAGAAAAAAGUUUCUUUCUUUUUUUGGUUCUUCUUUUCUUGAUCCAAGAUUAUUUCUUUUCUUGAUGAUUUGGGUAGAUUCAGGGAUUUUCCCUUCUUUUGGUUGUUGCCCAUCACCCCUUUUGGCGUGUUCUUUACAUCUGUUGUCUGCAUGAAUUGAAAUUUCAAUGCGUUUUAUGUGAGCUUAAAUUCUGAAUUGCGGUGGAUAUCAAUUGCAGUGUGUUGUAUCUUAAUUAAGAAGGGAUUUCGAGUGUUAUUUGAAUUGCUGGAGGCCAGAGCGUGCAAUCUAACUCUACAAUCCAUGGAUAAAGAUGCUAGAGUGGAAGAGACUGUUGAUUUGCUAACCAAUGCGGAAUUGGUGAGAUCGGUCUCUGAUAAGCAUCAUGAUCUUUUAAGGCCUUCUGCUCGGAACUAUACAAGAGGACAAGCGAAAGAUGGAAGUGGCCAUGGAAAGGGAAAGCAUGCCUUACUCAGAGACACAGAGGACUUCCAAAUGGGAAUUUAUGAUAAGCCCCUUCCGUUUUUUGGAUGUGGAGUCGGAUGGUUCUCAUUUCUUUUUGGAUUUCUAUGCCCACCAAUGUGGUUCUAUGCUACAAUUCUCUAUUUUGGAAAUCACUAUCGGAAGGAUCCGAGGGAGCGAGCAGGGCUGGGAGCCUCUGCCAUUGCUGCAUUACUGUGCUCUGUAGCGUUGCUGAUAAUUGCAGUUAUUCAUUUGUUAAAAUUGCGGUCCCACUAUUUCUAAUUUUAUGUGCAAAGGUGGAAAUUGAGAAGCAAAAGCAUUUGGAAGCAACUCUGGCGGCAUAUUAGAAACAAUUGGACAUAUGUAUAUAAGAACUUCAAAUAGAUGGAAAAAAGCUUGCAUAUUGUUUGUGAAGUAAUUCACAGCAAGAAAUCUGUCGGCUAUACCAUACGUUAAGAGAAAAUGAUGUGUCAUAUCCUUUAUUUGAUUAUUUUUCUGAAGUGAUGUAUACUCAAAGAAACGUUUUGACGAGUGUUUAUGAAUCUCCAAAAAUCACCGUUAAUGUUUUUUA